AUGGGAGGAGGAGAGCUACCUGGGCUUUUGGUAAAUGAAAUCGGUGGCAUACAUGGGAUACUGCAUGGCCACGUGGCGUUCCUGAAGAAACAUUUCUACCUCAUCACCAUGAAGGAAUUUCUUGAAAACAAAAAGCAUAUGAGUAAAAAAGUCCAAGCGAUCUAUUUGUGGUGGCACAAACCCAUCAUUGACCAAGAGCUCCUGCAGAGCCUGCCAAAUUUGAAAGUGAUUGCGAAUUCAGGAGUAGGGAUGGAUCACCUGGAUCUGAAACUUGUAGCUAGCUUUGGUGUGAAGAUGGCUAAUGCUCGAUGUGCUGUUUCCAGCAGCACAGCAGAUACUGGGAUGGCUUUGCUGCUGGCAUCUGCUAGAAGGCUAGUGGAAGGCUAUCAUGUUGCAAUUUCUUCAGGCAUGGAGUACUGUGAAGCCGAUUUUCUAGGAGUUGAAGUUACUGGAGCUACUUUGGGGAUCAUUGGCAUGGGCAACAUUGGGUAUAAGAUUGCUCUGAGAGCCAAAGCAUUUGAAAUGAACAUUUUGUACCAUAACAGGAGACGAAGGAAAGAGCAAGAGGAGCAAGCUGUUGGCGCCACUUACUGCGAAAAGAUAGACAACUUGCUCCAGCAGGCAGAUUUCGUGAUGGUUGUGGUGAGCCUCACACCUCAGACACGCAAGCUGAUUGGGAAAAGAGAGAUGGAGCUGAUGAAACCCACAGCUACUCUCAUUAACAUCAGCCGAGGUGCAGUAGUUGACCAAGAGGCACUGGUGACAGCCCUGCAGACCGGUGUUAUCAGGGCCGCUGCUUUGGAUGUCACCUACCCGGAACCAUUGCCCAGAGAUCAUACAUUGUUAAAAUUAAAGAAUGUCAUUAUAACCCCUCACCUCGGCAUUAAAACAGACAAGGCCACCUACAUGAUAACAGAGGAAGCAGUUGAAAACAUACUAGCAGCUCUUAAUGGUCUCCCCAUUCCCAAUGAAGUGCUCCCUAGCUGA
Balearica regulorum gibbericeps (East African grey crowned-crane) is the source of this 987-nucleotide messenger RNA. RefSeq names its product putative 2-ketogluconate reductase. Gene Ontology annotation, molecular function: hydroxypyruvate reductase [NAD(P)H] activity; NAD binding; glyoxylate reductase (NADPH) activity. The record is from RefSeq and is a predicted model, not a curated record. Gene Ontology annotation, cellular component: cytosol. Lineage: Eukaryota; Metazoa; Chordata; Aves; Gruiformes; Gruidae.